AUGGCUGCGACCGACAUCGCUCGUGUACGCAGCCUCAUCCUCCCUACACUGGCCUACCCUUCAGCAGAUCGCAGUGCCACGUCCUGGCAAGACAAAAUGCGAUCCCAGCCUCAAAUCAUCCACCGUGGCCUCAUCAUCAUCGAAAAGCUCCACGAGAUCUACAACAACGUCUCCGCAAGCCCCGGGAACACUGAGUUCGGAAUCCAGCUCACCACUGUUCCAAUGACCAAGCUCGGCGAAGCCAGGAUCCGAGCGGUAAUGGCUGCAAUCUACGGACUCCCCACCGUGGACCAAAGGACUUUGUGGCUCUUCUUCGACGCCAUCACCCCAAUGGCCGACCAGAGAUCUUGGUUCCACGAAAACCGGAGGUUAGUAGCAAACGGCGAGUUUGUGGUUACGCCGCAAGCCUGGACCGUCAAGGCUGGCGUUGCGCGCAUCGGCGUGAUUUUAGAGACGAAGUACCGGGACAUCUACCAAGGUCUCUCGCACCGGGACGAAUUUUGGAGGGAUGAGGUGGAUGUGUGCGAGCUCAAUGGCUUUCUCUGGCUCGGAAAGAAGAUUGAGAAGUGGGGUGAGGAGUUGAUGAACCGUGGUUGA
Parastagonospora nodorum SN15 is the source of this 597-nucleotide messenger RNA. RefSeq lists its product as hypothetical. The transcript has a single exon. The record is from RefSeq and is a predicted model, not a curated record. Bases 1 to 597 code for a protein of 198 amino acids. Lineage: Eukaryota; Fungi; Ascomycota; Dothideomycetes; Pleosporales; Phaeosphaeriaceae.